Molecule: messenger RNA, 3326 nt
Organism: Oreochromis niloticus (Nile tilapia)
Lineage: Eukaryota; Metazoa; Chordata; Actinopteri; Cichliformes; Cichlidae
Product: P2Y purinoceptor 1
Exons: 1
Coding region: 142-1134 (330 amino acids)
Biological process (GO): G protein-coupled receptor signaling pathway
Cellular component (GO): membrane
Molecular function (GO): neuropeptide receptor activity
Source: RefSeq, a predicted model, not a curated record
GAUGUCAAAUAGGAUUUUGAGAUGACUGAGAUGUGUCAAACAGGAAGUUUUCUUUGAACAAAUAGGUCAUACCUUCUCUGCUCUUCAAACACCACCUCUGCCACUGAAGAGUUUGAAUGUACUGUCUUCUUAGGAAACAGAAUGAAUACAGCUAAAUGGUUUCGUUCAGUCUAUGAACAUACAACUCUGCCUGCUAUUUACACCACUGGUUUCAUCAUUGGUCUGGGAGCUAAUGUAUGGGGACUAAAGUCUCUGCUGCAGAAAUGGAAAAUUCUUGGACACAUUAAUGUGUUUCUUCUGAACCUUGGAAUUGCCAAUUUUUUGUUCCUGCCAACUCUCCCAUUUUUCGCAACAUACUACUUUAUGGGGAAUAAAUGGAUCUUUGGUGAAGGCUUUUGCAAGAUCACAAGAUUCUGCUUCAACUUGAAUUUAUACGGCAGCAUUGGAUUUCUUACCUGUAUAAGUGUGUACAGGUACCUGGCUAUUGUCCAUCCAAUGAAAGUGAUGGGAAGAAUAACUGUGACUCACUCUGUGGCUAUCUCAGUCGUGGUUUGGCUGUUGGUGAGUGUUCAAAGUCUUCCAGAUAUGUUCUUCCCAAAAACCUCUGCAAAUAACACUGAUACAAAUAGAACUGAAAAAUGUCAUCAUACCACCACUCCAAAGUAUGUUGAAGAUUACCUGAAAUACAGUGUUGGUUGGACACUCACUGGGUUUGUUAUCCCAUUCCUUAUCUUACUUGGCUCCUAUGGACACGUGACUCUUGUUCUCUGCCGCAUUAAUACCAUUGAUAAGGUGGUGAAACAAAGAAGCUUAAAGUUAAUGUUCAUCUUGAUUUUGCUCUUCUCAGUUUGUUACAUCCCCUUUCAUAUUUUUAAGAACCUCAGCCUUUAUUCAAGAGUACUUAAUUCAAAAUACAAGAAGUAUCCAACAUGGGAUGAGGGAGUCUUUGGUGCUCAUCAGAUCAGUCGUGGUCUUGUGUGUCUGAAUAGUGUUUUGAACCCCCUGGUUUACCUCCAUGUCAUGGAUAUUCCUGCUCAAAUCAGACAGAUGCUUCAGUGGUCUCAUCAGAUAUUUACUCGUUUCUUUCUGUCAAAGUACGCCAAUGUACCUGUGGCACAAAGUGCAGAUGUUUAACAGGAGUUUAGCAUGAAUGAUUGAGUUUGAGUUUGUUUAUUAUACUGUGCUUCAUCCAGUUAAUUAUUGCUCUCUUUUCCUGUAACAACAGUUUGGGCACAAGUUACUAUAUAAAUGUAUAUAAAUACUUUUAUCUCUUUUUGUUCUGUUGCCUUGUAUGUUGUGAAUAACUGAAACCCAGUGGAACACAUUUUCUAUUUUGGUUUAAAACACAUUGUCUUUAUUUUUUAUGCAUGAUUGUAAUUGCUCUGAAUAAGCUUCACUCAUUUUGACGGAGUCAGUAUCAACAACCAGUUGCUAAUGAGAUUAUUUUUCUAAAAUAAUAUGUAACUUUGUAACUUUGAAAUAUGUAUUAUUUAAACACCUUACACCAACAACUUUUACUUCAAGAAUAGAUCAGGAGAGAGCACUGGCAUACUACUAAAAUUUGUUUCAUAUUUAGUGCAUUUUUAAUUGCUGCCUCACAGACUGCUUCCGUGCUCUUAUCAAAUGUUUUUUAUAGGUGUGGCUGAGUGCGUGUGGUACAAACCACAGAAAAGCAGCAGUCAUUGUACAACUGUGACACUGACACCUUUAAAAACUGACUGCAUUGUACAUUACAUUGUAUUUAAUUCUUUUAAACACUGCAUUCUUUUCAUUAUUGAUGCGUUGGAAUUAGUGGUCACAUAUCUGUGCAUAGAUCAUGUUAAACAUGUUCAAAAUAAACUGAUCAUUUAGAUAAACUUGCACUUGUUAUGCCUCGUUGUGUUGGAGUAAUAAGAUGAUUGUUACUGUCGGGGUGGGGGAUGAAACCAUGCUCUGCAGGGUUUCUUUCUGUUUAAACACCUGUUAGGGAAAUGUUGGUCUCCUGAUAAUACAAGUAACUCAGAUUGUUAUUAUUAUCCUGUAUUAGCUUCAAAUACUUAGCCAAAGCCACUAUCAAUGGCAAGUUGUUAAUAUGAACAUUCUAUUGACAACAGAAAUUCUACAGUUAUCCUCCAACAUUUCAUGAUUUCAACACUUAAAAGCAAGCAUGGCAUCAUGAAAAUUUCGAGCCCAUUCUUUACAUUUCCAUUUACUUUUGUGUGAUUAGUAAUCAUCCUCAGAAUGCUGGCUGUCAUUACAGAUGAUGUAGUGACUGUUGACAAAGAUACAUUUGUUGUUGCUACGAAACCGAAAGCACUUUGUGGAUGUUUGGGGCUAAAAAACCCCCCAAUAGUUACUUCCUCUUGCAAUAAUAAUGCACAGCACAGUUUUAAGAAGAGGUCAGGGAUUACAGCUUCGCUGCCACAUAACUCUAACAGGCAGUCAUGCUUAACCCCUAAUUACUAGUUUGGUCAACCAUGAACAGAAGAUACAUGGUACUCUAUUGCAUAUUUGCUCUGGCAAGACUUAAACAAGUGAUGAAAAGCAUGAAAGUGUUUAAACUUUGAAAUUAAACAACCCAGAAGGGUAUAGAAGAGCGAUGGUUCAAUCAAAUAACGGGCUCUUUUAACUUCCUCAUUUCUUACUUUUAUCAGCCAAGCAUGCAGGAUUUAACACUUUAACAAGGGAAAUUGCUUCAUUGCUGCCUACAGCAUGAAAACAUGCAGAGCUUUCUGCUUGUUUGUGUACAGCAACAAAUGACCCUGCUCAAGGCCACAAGCCAAAACACGUUGGUCACUUCAUAAAGUUGUUCCCUGUUACUUUAAGUGUGGCUGGAGUCUUCACAUCAUCAGAUUGUUUGUGUGCAGCACCCUGUAAGCUACGAGCAGAUCCAUGUUAGGAAGGGGUUAGGGAUUACAGCUGUGCUGCCACAUUUUCAAGUUACAUGGAAUUUAAUUUUAUGCUACACUCCAAUGAAGCAACAAGCAAACCACUGGUACAUUCAUAAAUUGAUUACAUGGAAAGUGCCAAAGAAAUGUAUGCACCUUUGUGCCAACACUUCUAAACAUCUGAGGUCUCUGUUUUGACACAUGGGCAUAAGAUGAAUGCAUGCCAGAGCAAGUAUGGAAAACAUACACAGAGGUAGAUCUUAGAGCAUCAAGUCGCAAGUUCGAUUCCCAUCCAGUAAGGAUCCUGGCUAGACCCCCCCCCCAUGCUAAAAACCAAGCCCUGGAAUGGCACGGCUAUGUCUGCAGCCUGUCUGCAGCUUGGACACAAAACAUUUCACUCUAUGUUGUACUCUGUAUGAUUGUGUAUGUGAUGAAUAAAGCUUGUUUGUUAAGUGGAAA